Molecule: messenger RNA, 264 nt
Organism: Staurois parvus
Lineage: Eukaryota; Metazoa; Chordata; Amphibia; Anura; Ranidae
Source: the annotation of a GenBank genome assembly
GCCAGUCAGUGCCGCCUAUCAGUGCCAGUCAGUGUCGCCUAUCAGUGCCCGUCAGUGCCACCUAACAGUGCCAGUCAGUGCCACCUAUCAGUGCCAUGCCCAUCAGUGCUGCCUAUCAGUGCCCAACAGUGCCACCUAUCAGUGCCAGUCAGUGAUGCCUAUCAGUGCCAUCUAUCAGUGCCAUAUAUGAGUGCUGCCUUCCAAUGCCCAUCAGUGAUGCCUGUCAAUGCCCAUCAGUGCAGCCUAUCAGUGCCUGUCACUGCA